Chara braunii is the source of this 1327-nucleotide messenger RNA. NCBI's taxonomy places the organism in Eukaryota, Viridiplantae, Streptophyta, Charophyceae, Charales, Characeae. The record is from the annotation of a GenBank genome assembly.
GAGCGGCGCUUGGUGGACACGUCAGCACGGAGAGGAGAAUAAGUAAAGGAGAGGGGAAUCAUGGUGCAAGGAUCAAUGGCGUCCUCUUAUGUGCAAGCAACUCAGAGCGGAAUGACAGAGGGAGACAAGAGGAUGGCUGCUAAAGUAGCACGGGAAGCAAGAGAGAGCAUGGCCUCCCAAGGCACCUCAAUCUCGGGGAGGGAUUCAAGUCAACCCAGGGCGCUAGGACAGCGGGUCAUUGACUUUUUGAUUGAGAAAACCAAAAUAACACCGCCAAUCAAGAUCACGAAGGAAACUCAUAAGAGUCAGGAUGGUAAGGAAGAAGAAGUGGAUGUGUGGGAAUAUCCGGAGCAAGACAUUCCUUCGUUGCAUGAGUUAUACGGGAGGCAUGCAGCGCUGUUUAAUUUUGCAAGUAAAAGCAGGGAUCUGCCAUUGAAUGAGAAGAGACGAUGGGUGAUGGAACGUUUAAGAGGAUUGGAGAGUAUUCCGGGGGUAGAACCAGAGGUAUCAUAUCAUCAAGAGGGGGAAGUUCACUGUGAUGAUUGUAUGAGUAGACCCCUCCUAUGCUCAAUAUCUCCUAUCUUUGGGGUCACUGAAAUGCCAGGGAAGGUUGUUACAAUUCAGGCAUGGAAACCCCCAAGACCCCCGCAAGCGGAAGCUUCUCAACACAGGCAGAAAAUGAUGAAGGAGCAUUUUUGGGUCCAAUUUGAUAAUAUCUCGGAGGGUAUGGAUAGUUUUGUGCAGAAGAGAUUGUCGGAGGAAUACCAAAACAAUGCGAUCAUCGAUUGGCUGUCGGCAAAUCCGGACUUCCUGACACCUAAUCAUGAUUCAAGGGUGGCCUGUCUAGAGGGUGGGACAGGGGUUUUAAGCCCAUUGGGGGAACAAAUGGAAACUUCACAGCAAGAGGAUAGUGGGCUGACUCCAUCAAAAGAGCAAGAAAUGGAAGAAGCAACAGGCCAAGAGGAGGUGGGCACAGACAACGAGAAGGAAUUUUCCGAAGGGAAAUCAGCCAGCUCCGCUAUCAGACUCAAAAGAGAAGGAGAAGGAGGGGAGGGAGAGGAGGGAGAGGAGUCAGAGGAGAGUUCAAGCGAGGAUGGAUGGGAGGAUGCGGAGGAUGAGCAGGAGGAAAAACCUGAGACAUUAGAAAGAUGGGUUAAGUGUGUGCAGGCGCUAGAGUGAGAGAGGGCGGUGGAAUGUGAGGUUCGCCUGGCACAUCAUAAACACUUGCGUAAUUUGAAGGAGGCCACGGCAGCAACGGAGGGCAUCACUACCACAAAUCGCUUUGAGAUAUUUAAAAAGGAGAAGGAGAUAAAUGAGUUUUAUGCGA